GAACAAUUCACUAUUCAUAUUCAUAUUCAUAUCCAUAUUCCUAUUCAUAUUCAAAAAAUGAGUUUCAAUUCCAACGACAAAAAAACUAAUUCAAUUUCUACUAAAGAUUUAAACAAAUCCGAAAAAAAGCCAUCCCAAAAUCAUCCUACUAAGUCAAAAAAUGAUCAAAAACACUCUUUUCUUGAUGAUGCUUAUGAUACUUAUAUGAACGAUACAAAUCUACAAUAACUUUCUCUCACUUUGGUUUUCCACUUUGAAAAAACCAGAUCUUUGAUCUGCGUUUAAAACA
Messenger RNA from Ascoidea rubescens DSM 1968, 289 nucleotides. RefSeq lists its product as uncharacterized. The coding region runs from base 58 to 228 and encodes 56 amino acids. The record is from RefSeq and is a predicted model, not a curated record. The transcript has a single exon. Lineage: Eukaryota; Fungi; Ascomycota; Saccharomycetes; Ascoideales; Ascoideaceae.